AUGACUCCUCUAUAUAACGCCGAAGGGUACCAUGAGUCUUGUGUCAGCCAAGGAACCUGCAACAGCCAGUCGUCUAAAUGCGCUGUUGGCGACCUUGGAAUGCGAAAGGUCGAAAAGGCUGCGGUCGCCUUGUCGCAGCUUUCGCCGAUUUACCAUCUGCGGUUGCCAAUGGGCAUGUUGUUGGCGUUGGCUGAAGACCGGUCAGCUCGCGGGUGA
Clonostachys rhizophaga is the source of this 216-nucleotide messenger RNA. NCBI's taxonomy places the organism in Eukaryota, Fungi, Ascomycota, Sordariomycetes, Hypocreales, Bionectriaceae. The record is from the annotation of a GenBank genome assembly.